CCGUUAUAGAAACGUUUUGCAACAGAAUUGGCGUAAUGAAUACAGCCCUGAGUCCAGUCGCGACGCUUGGUCCUAAAGCCCGCGGUGAUCCACCCAUCCCUGGUCCAUCUAUUUAUUUUGCUGUCAGAUUUGGUCCAUGCUCUGUGAGUCUGGAUACUUCGACAUGUUCAAAUAGUCCUGCUUUGACUGUAUAUAUUCUCUAUUUAAAUAAAAACAUUUUUUAACGUUUUAUCGUUGAAGAAAAUAAUGUGAAAUUGCACAGUCAGUGUGUGAUUCCACUCCAGAACUGUAGAUGGUAGUAAUGCAGCAAGAGCUUUUUUAUUUAUUUUACCUUUAUUUAACUAGGCAAGUCAGUUUUUUUUAUUAUUUAUUUUUUAUUUGAGAAAAAUCAGUAUACAUACAAGAAGUAUACAAACAGACAAUGAUAACAUAUGCUAGAGGGUACAACAAAUGACAGAUUAUACAAAGACCUUAAAAGAUGCACACAUAUUGAUUGUUUUAACAGCUUUCUUAUUAAAAUAAUGUAUAAUGGUCUUAAUGUAUUGCUCGAGUUCCUUCUAGAAAACACAGAAGGGUGGUUUUCUAUUAGUGAAUUUACAUUUAUGAAUAUUCAAUUUUUCCAUUAGCACAAUUAGAUUUAUAAGGUCAAAUUGUUUUUCUUGAUCUUUAUUAUGGUUAAGGAAACCCGAGCAGCACAUUCUCCCAUAAAAAAACAAAAGUCAUCAAGAAUAUUAACAAUUAUAAAACUGUGAAUAUCUUUCCAUAAUUGUUUUACAUGUAGACAAUGCCAAAAUAAAUGUGAAACUGUUUCUGGAUGCUCAACACAAAAAGUACAGUCAAUGUUAAUGUCUUUUUUGAGUUUCUUCAGGUAAUGAUUGGCAGGGUAAUACUUAUGGAUCAUUCUGAAAGAGACCUCUUUGACCUUGUUAACAAGCAAGUAUUUGUGUGGAAAUAACCAGACUUUUUUCCAACAGAUAUUAGUGACCAAUGUAUUCCCGUAACUUGUGACAUAAGGAAUGGAUACAAUAUCCCUUUGAAAUAAAGCACGUAUAGACCUACUAGGCAAGUCAGUUAAAGAACAAAUUCAGAUUUUCAGUGACGGCUUAGAAACAGUGGGUUAACUGCCUUGUUCAGGGGCAGAACGACAGAUUUUUACCCUGUCGGCUCGGGGAUUCAAUAUUGCAACCUUACUAGUCCAACGCUCUACCGACUGAAUUACCCUGGACUGGUGGGGUAUAAUACAUGGCUAAAUAACGUCCAGUACCUGGAGGAUACACAAGCACGGCCACAGGAGAGGAAGCCGGCUUUAUGACCUUCACUGCAUGCUACAAUUUCUACCUGGCCCUGGAGAACAGCCUGUGUCAGCACUACAUGACAGAGAAGCUAUGGCGCCCUCUCCACCAGGGCUGUGUACCAGUCUACCGCGGCUCCUCGUCAGCAGCCGACUGGAUGCCCAACCACCGCUCUGUCAUCCUUAUCAAUGACUUCCCAUCACCUCAGGACCUAGCCAAGUUCCUCAAGGCGCUGGAUGAGAACGAUGAAGAGUACGUUAAGUAGUUAGUUUAAGAAGCCGAGCCACGUUACCAGCCUGUUAGAGGCUCAGGGCGUGGGGCGUGAAAGACAUGAGCAAACCCAACUACCUCAACGGCUUUGAGUGCUAUGUCUGUGACCAGGAGAAUACCAGACUGGCAGCUAAACGGGCUUAUAGGAAAGACCCAGAGAAGAGCCCGCCCCCCCAGACUAAGCUGGCCAAUAAUUCUCAUUGGGGAUGUCCUCUACCCAGCCCAGGAUUUAGAGACCGUCAGGACCGACACACC
Molecule: messenger RNA, 1817 nt
Organism: Salmo salar (Atlantic salmon)
Lineage: Eukaryota; Metazoa; Chordata; Actinopteri; Salmoniformes; Salmonidae
Source: RefSeq, a predicted model, not a curated record